AUGGAGGACACAUCCUACCUUGCCAGAAAGGCUCAGCUGCACGAGCUUGGUGGAAGGCUCUACUUCAGAGAGCACUGGUGGAAGCUCAAUGACCAAUCAAACCGGCAGUCCGAUGCAAGGCUUACUUCGCUCGGUUUCGGUUUCCUCUCGACUCGGAACUUUGCUUGCAUUCGAAAGACUUCUUGGUCUCGUGUUGCCUAUCUGUGUACCCGCGCCCAGCGAGGCAUGAUAUCCUACGAUAAGCGGCUCAUCGGGGAUCUGCGCCAGUUUUGCAAAGAGCGAGAUUUUCAAAUGUUCAAGAACCUCAAGAAGAAAGAAUUGAUUGAGCUUCUUGAGCGCAAAGAUGAGGAAGCUACAUUUCCAAGAUUCAUGGAACUGCCACCAGAGUUACGAAUCAUGAUCUACGAACAUUCUUUCGAUACAUCAAUCGACCACAGUGGAAGCUCGCAGUGGCAGGAAUGGCGGGCAUCCUCGUUUUAUACAAUUCCGCCGCGGGUAACAUAUGCCAGUAAAGCGCUGCGCCAGGAGUCCCUCCCAAUCUUCUACACUGGUGGUCUGCUCAAGAUCAGAAUGAACGUCAGACAAGCCACGCAUGGAUUCACGAUCAAGGAAAACGGCUUCGCAACUUUAUUCUUUGCAAAGGCGUCGCAAGCUACUCUGGAAUGUGUCAAGGCGAUCCAGGUCACGUUUGAUUGCAACUUCCAGGAGACAUCCGCAUCGUGGUUGUCGUUCCGGGACGAAUGGAUCGUCACCAUCACUCUACCGACCGCCAGCACACCAUACCAGAUCACCCAAGUAUCCCACCCAUCACGGAGGUAUGCGCCUGUCGGGCUUCCGGUUCAUCAGAAACUGCUGGAGAAGAGUCUGGGCGAGAUUUUAGAAGGCAUGGUAUCCAAAGCGAAGGGAAAGCGCACCACUUUCGAGCGAGGAGACAUCUUUGAGAUUCGUCGUGCUUUCCAGGAGCUGGGGGACGCUUUGGAGAAGAAGCGAGUCUCUUGA
Ramularia collo-cygni is the source of this 999-nucleotide messenger RNA. RefSeq lists its product as uncharacterized. The coding region runs from base 1 to 999 and encodes 332 amino acids. The transcript has a single exon. NCBI's taxonomy places the organism in Eukaryota, Fungi, Ascomycota, Dothideomycetes, Mycosphaerellales, Mycosphaerellaceae. The record is from RefSeq and is a predicted model, not a curated record.